CAAUAUUUUGAUCAUGAUACUAUUGCAGUUGAUAUUUUUCGUAGUCUUUAGUACGAAUGUAUUAGCGAAACCACAUAAAUCAACAUUCCAAAAUGAAAAAUGCGGCUAUCAGGCAUGCCCGGUUGCGAAAAAGGAUAAACUAAAUAUCCAUUUAUUACCUCAUUCACAUGACGAUGUUGGAUGGUUAAAAACUGUGGAUCAAUAUUAUUAUGGAAGCAAACCAAACAUUCAACAAGCCGCAGUACAAUUCAUUCUUGAUUCCGUUAUUAAAGAAUUAAUCCAAGAUGAAAAUAGAAGGUUUAUUUACGUAGAAACAUCGUUCCUGAUGAAAUGGUGGAAAGAGCAAAAUGAAGAAGUGCGUAGCCAAGUGAAACAUCUCAUAAAUAAUGGACAAUUGGAAAUUAUUAAUGGGGCAUGGAGUAUGAAUGAUGAAGCCGUAACUCAUUAUCAAUCGAUAAUUGAUCAAUUCACCUGGGGAUUGAGACAAUUAAAUGAUACAUUUGGUGAAUGUGCGCGACCGAAAAUUGGAUGGCAAAUUGAUCCAUUUGGUCAUAGCCGUGAAAUGGCAUCAAUUUUUUCUCUAUUGGGUUAUGAUGGAUUAUUUUUUGGACGUUUAGAUUUUCAAGAUAAACAAAAACGGUUAAACGAAAAAUCAAUGGAAAUGAUUUGGCGUGGAAGUCCAAAUUUAGGUGAAUCUUCGGAUUUGUUUACAGGUGCUUUGUAUAACACUUAUUUUGCACCAGGUGGAUUUUGUUUUGAUAUUUUAUGUGGUGAUGAGCCGAUUAUUGACGAUAAAAAAAGUCCAGAAUAUAACGUGGAUGACAGGAUUCGAAGUUUCAUCGACACCUGUAAGCAACAAGCGUCAGGCUACAAAACAAACAAUGUUCUAAUUACCAUGGGCUCAGAUUUUACUUAUCAAGAUGCCCAUAAGUGGUAUAAAAAUAUGGAUAAAUUAAUAUUCUAUAUAAAUAAAUUACAAGAUGAAGGUCUCACUGACGUGAAUAUAUUCUAUUCUACUCCUUCGUGUUACGUUAAAGCACUUCAUGAAACAAAUGAAACAUGGCCUACAAAAACCGACGAUUUCUUCCCAUAUGGAUCGGAUCCCCACUCCUAUUGGACUGGUUUUUACACUUCACGCCCAACAACCAAAUAUUUUGAACGUCGAGGAAAUAAUAUUCUUCAGGUGGCCAAACAAAUAGGAUAUACAGAAGAACAUGAAGCUUUAGUAAGACUUCGGGAGGCAAUGGGUGUUUGGCAACAUCAUGAUGCAAUCACUGGUACAGAAAAACAACAUGUUACUUCUGAUUAUGAACGAAUUUUAUCUGAAGCUAUCCAUGAUUUCGAUAAUGAUUUGAGAUCAAGAACGAGUAAACUGCCACCAUUUGAUUCCAUUGCUAGUGACGUUCUUACUAUAGAUUGUGCAUUUAAUAUUAGUCAAUGUAAUCACACUGACAAUUCUCAACCGUUUUGGGUGAUAAUUUACAAUCCAAGCAGCCACAAUAUUGACAAAUAUAUUCGUAUUCCUGUUAACGAAAGAAAUUACGAUGUUUUAAAUUUAGAUGGUGAUCUUGUACCAAAUCAGAUUAUUCCCCUAUCAGAAGGUGUAUUAAAUAUUCCUGGUCGUACUAGUAACGCCAAAUAUGAUUUGGUGUUUCUCGCAUCAGAUAUUACCCCUCUUGGAUAUAAAGUAUAUUUUGUGAUUCCUUCAGAUAAAGAAAAAAAUACAUCGUUCAUGAGCAAAAGAAUUGAAAAAGAAACAUCAAUUGUUGAAAAUCAAUAUGUUAGAAUUAUUUCGGAAAAUAAUGGGAAAAAAAUAACUUUUAGCUCUAAAAACGAACCACUUAACAUAACUCAAGAAUAUGCUUACUAUCAAGGAUUUUUAGGUGAUAAUCAUAAUGAUGAAAGUCGUUCAUCUGGUGCAUAUAUUUUCCGACCAGCGUCUUCUGCAAUUCCUUUAGAACCGACGUCGGCUAUUAUAUAUGAAGGACCGCUUGUAAAAGAAAUUCAUCAAAAUAUAACUUCUUGGCUCAGUUCUGUCGUAAGCAUUUAUGAUAAUCGAAAAUUAGUGGAAGUUAAUUGGAUUGUUGGACCAAUUCCCAUAGAAGAUGGAAUAGGAAAAGAAGUUAUAACAAAAUACAAAACUGAUUUAAAAACUCAUGGUGUGUUUUAUACAGACUCAAAUGGGCGUGAACUAAUUCGACGUGAUCGUAAUCACCGUGAAACAUGGGAUUUAGAUUUAAAAGAGCCGGUUGCUGGAAAUUAUUAUCCAGUAACAUCCAGAAUUGUUUUAACUGAAAAUCAAAAUAAUAGUCGUGUUACAGUAUUUACUGACCGUGCACAAGGAGGCUCCAGUUUAGUCGAUGGUGAAGUUGAAUUAAUGAUACAUCGACGCUUAUUACAUGAUGAUGCUUUUGGUGUUGGAGAAGCUUUAAAUGAAGCCGGUGUUGGACAAAAUGGUUUAGUUGUACGAGGUACUCAUUAUAUUUUGAGUGGUAUUAAUUCCAAAACAUCACCGACUUUAGUAGCUGAGGAGCGGAAAAUAGCUGCACAAAAUAUACUUUCACCAUUACUUCUUGUAGCGGGGCCGACAAGAGCUUCUUACUCUCCAGAAUCCAAUAUUGAAGAUAUUUUAAAAAAGUUACGUGAAAAUUAUGAAUAUGAAGGACUAAUUCAACAUCCUUUACCGGAUAAUAUACAAAUAUUAACACUAGAACCAUGGAAAGAUAAAAGUCUGUUACUCAGAUUGGAACAUAUCUUGGAAAUAAAUGAAGACCCAAUUUUGUCACAACAAACUUGUAUAAAUAUUGAAAAUCUACUAACAUAUUUUAAAAUUACUGAAAUCAAGGAGACUACUUUAGGUGCGAAUCAAUGGAUUGAAGAUAAUGUACGAUUGCAAUGGAAGUCUUCCUUUUCAAAAGAUGCAUCGCAAAAAGAAAUAAACAUUCAAAAUAAUAAUCUGGAUAAUUUUUACAAAUGUUUAGGUAAUAACAGUCGAUAUGAAAUAGUUUUGAAUCCGAUGCAAAUACGUACAUUUAUUUUACAUAUUAGAAGCCGUAACGAGUAA
Chrysoperla carnea is the source of this 3064-nucleotide messenger RNA. Its product is annotated as lysosomal alpha-mannosidase-like. NCBI's taxonomy places the organism in Eukaryota, Metazoa, Arthropoda, Insecta, Neuroptera, Chrysopidae. Gene Ontology annotation, molecular function: carbohydrate binding; alpha-mannosidase activity. The transcript is spliced from 14 exons. Gene Ontology annotation, biological process: mannose metabolic process. Bases 14 to 3064 code for a protein of 1016 amino acids. Gene Ontology annotation, cellular component: lysosome. The record is from RefSeq and is a predicted model, not a curated record.